Biomphalaria glabrata is the source of this 2808-nucleotide messenger RNA. RefSeq names its product ammonium transporter Rh type A-like. Gene Ontology annotation, molecular function: ammonium channel activity. Lineage: Eukaryota; Metazoa; Mollusca; Gastropoda; Planorbidae. The transcript has 11 exons. Gene Ontology annotation, biological process: ammonium transmembrane transport; ammonium homeostasis. Bases 510 to 1907 code for a protein of 465 amino acids. Gene Ontology annotation, cellular component: plasma membrane. The record is from RefSeq and is a predicted model, not a curated record.
AGAGUUGCACUCUGUCAUUGCUAAUAUAAAAAGCGCGACCGGUCAAAUAGACUGCCAAUUUUUCAGAGGUUUCGCCUUGUUGGUUUUGACUAGCCACCUUGGCAUCAAGUAUUUUUCAUAUCUCAGUUUGUGAUUUUCUUUCUUGUAAGAUUUGAAGAUCCCAGUAAACCUGCAGAGCUGCCUGAAUAGAUUGGUGACAUCUUCGGUGACAACUGGGUUAAUCCUCCAUCGACACUCGGCACUAAAAUUUGACACGAUUCUGUGAAAGUUUAUUAAAAAGUGGAACAGCUUUAUCGUCUUAUUAACCUCAUUCGUUGUGAAAAGAUUCGAAUCUAACAUUAAAAAAAAACACAAUAACAACCUCUUAUAAAUUUGUAAAUAAAAAGCCAAAAAAAACAACAAAAAACAUUGACACUUUGCUUUGCAUUCGAGGUUCGAGUUUUACAUAAAGAAAAAAAAAAGUUUUGGACUAUUCUGAGGUCAAAGGUGAUAAUUAUUGCAAGAGAAAGAUGUCUGUCACUUUCAAGAGCAUCAAGUUCUCAACGCUGGUCCUCCUGCUCCAGGUCGCCUUCAUCAUUAUCAUUGGAAUCUUCGGCGACUACCAGCCCAAUGAAAACUACCCGAAGCUGCACAAUAUAAGCGACGAUGGCAGCUGGGAGGAAACUCCGCAAGCUUCAUACCCAAAUUUCCAGGAUGUCAACGCCAUGAUUUUUGUCGGCUUCGGCUUUUUGAUGACUUUCCUGAAGAGUUACGGCUUCGGUGCGGUGGGUCUCAACUUGAUGGUCAGCGCCAUUUGUGUCCAGUGGGCAGCUAUAGUUCGAGGCUUUAUCCAUAAUGACAUUAUAGGCGGCGAGAAGUUUCACAUCACGGUCGUGGAUAUGGUCACCUAUGACUUCGCCACAGCCACUGUCCUCAUCUCUUUCGGCGCCGUCCUGGGAAAGGUCAGUCCAGUCCAGCUCGUCAUCAUGGGCAUCUUUGAGGUCUUGCUGGCUCAGAUUAACGAGUACAUCGGUAUCGACCUGCUUCACGUAAGAGAUAUAGGAGAGUCUAUGUUCAUUCAUACCUUCGGGGCCUACUUCGGUUUGGCAGUGGCCAGAGUCCUGUACACACCUGAUGUAGAAAAGUCCAACAAAGAGGGCAGCGUGUACCACUCGGAUAUCUUCGCAAUGAUUGGUACCGUUUUCUUGUGGAUCUAUUGGCCCUCUUUCAAUGGCGGCUUCGCAGACGAUCAACAGCAAAGGGAUAGAGCUUAUUUGAAUACGUUUUUAUCACUCUGCGCAUGCACGGCGGUUACCUUUGCUAUAUCUAGUUUAGUGGACAAGGAAGGAAGGUUGAACAUGGUCCAUGUACAGAACUCUACACUGGCAGGAGGUGUUGCUGUCGGGGCCUCAGCACAGAUGCCAAUGCAUCCGUUUGGUGCCAUGAUAUUCGGCUGCGUGGCUGGCCUCAUCAGCGUUCUAGGAUACAGGUUCCUUACACCUCUGAUGAGAAAGUACAUGAAGAUCCACGACACGUGCGGUGUGAACAACCUCCAUGGGAUGCCGGGAUUGUUGGCGGCCAUUGGUGCUGCAGUGCUGGCUGGUAUAUCCGGUUCUUGGUCUGAACACGAUCGCAGAGCUAUCUUCCCGGAGACUUUUGACGGCGACUCUGGUGUGGAAGGGGCUUUAGGCAGGACACCGGUGGAACAAGGGGGCUACCAGUUUCUCGUGGUCGUCAUAACCUUCUUCUUCGCCAUCGCAGGUGGAACCUUUACAGGCUUCAUUCUUAAGCUUCCAAUUUGGAACCAGCCCAAGGACAACAAAAUAUUCAACGACUCUGACAACUGGGAAGUUCCUGAGCACAGCGUACCAGAACCGGAACUUUUUAAUAUGUAUAAAGUCUCCAACUCACACUCAACGCCCAUGUAAAGUCUGCAUUGAUUGGGAGGUAGAAGAGAAACUACUCCAGAAUACUUUCACAAUCAAAGAGUAGCCAACUGUACAGAACUUAAGACGAGUUAUUUUACUUUUAGAUUUAAAACUUCGUUGUUCUUCAUUGUCUUCCAUUUAUUUCUGAGAGCUUUUUGAGAAGUAUGGAAAAAAAAACCUGAAUGAUAGCUGCUCUGAAAUAAGAUGCAGACAUGAGGCUGAAUGAAGAGAAAUGCUAAGCAGACGAUAUUUAUUUAAUUUAAUUUUUUUUUUUGUGUCGUCAGCUUAAUCACCAAAAGUCUUGAAGAAGACAUUUUGUACAUGACAUUAUCAUUUAGAAUAUUAAGAUUAUGGAAUCUAUACAUCAAUAUCAAUACCUGUAUUUUUUAAAAUCAUUUUAUACUAUUUAAUGUAUGUCAACGUUGUUGUAUAUAUAUAUAUAUAUAUAUGUAUCAUUUGUUUAAUUUUAAUUAUAUAAUAUGUAUGUACUAGGAAUUAUUGUUACAUAAAUAUAUUAACGAUUUAAUUUUUUUUUAAAUGUAGUGCAAUUAGGCAAGAAAGUAAAUCAUAAUAAUAAUAAUAAUUUCGGGUUAUCAUCAAAUACAAUAUAGAUCUAGCUUUAAUAGAUAAAUUCAAAUUAGCCUUUCCAUUUUAUCUGAACUUUCAUCUUAGACUUGUGAAUCACUGGGAAGGAGUUGGGUGCCACAAUAGUGGUGCUAGUUAAACUAUGCUCCCUCCCGGCUUCUUCAUUUAUUACCAAUUUUUGAAUACGAUUUGCCGUGGCUGGCAGUGUUCAACCUGUUGAACAGUCUACCGUAUAACUUGAUGGUGCUUUUCGUUGAAAAGAUUCAUUAGCUUUUAGCCUAUCCUUUGUGUAGAUCUGCAGUCUUUGAGGAAAUUA